UUUACUUUUUUCGAUUCUUUUCCAUUUUAUUAUAAUAGAUAUGAAGACGAACAAUAAGAAUCCCAAACCUAACCGCAACAAGAACCAAAAGAAUGAAGCCUUAAAUACUCCAGGCAAAAUCAAAAAAAGAAUUCGUGAUGUUAAACGUACUUUGAACUCGGUGAGAGGUAAAGAACUUCCUGCUCAAGUUAUUACAGAGUCAAAAAGACGUUUGCGUGCUCUUGAAUACGAAUUGGGAGAGAAAACUAUUGACGAACAAGAGCGUACAAAUGCAUCCAAAUACCAUAAAAUAAAGCAUUUUGAACGUAAAAAGGCUGAGAGAAAAGUAAAGCAAGCUAAGAAGGAUUUACGGGAGAAUACAGAUGAGACAAAGGCACCAGCGCUUCAAGCUAAAGUAGAUGAAGCAGAAAUCAAAUUAUUAUAUACAACACAUUUCCCAAAGACAUUGCAUUAUGUAUCCCUUUAUCCUACUAAUAACCAAAAUGACGAAACUAGUGAUGCUAGAAGAGAAAGAGUAUUAAAAGACAUCAAAGAGUCAUUGUUGAAUGGAGAUAAAGACCUGUCAUUAAUGCAAAAGCGUUAUCGGGAUGAAUACAAAGAAAAGUUAAUCAAACGAGGUGUCAUUCAACCCUUGGCACCUGUAGACGAAGAGAUGACUGAGGCCAAACAAGGAUCUGAUGAUGAAAAAGACGAUUUCUUUGAAAAAGCUUAGUUGUGUAAAUAAACAAGAUUUGUUCGGUGAUUUAUUAU
Messenger RNA from Gilbertella persicaria, 750 nucleotides. RefSeq lists its product as uncharacterized. The record is from RefSeq and is a predicted model, not a curated record. Gene Ontology annotation, cellular component: preribosome, small subunit precursor; nucleolus. Gene Ontology annotation, biological process: maturation of SSU-rRNA from tricistronic rRNA transcript (SSU-rRNA, 5.8S rRNA, LSU-rRNA). The coding region runs from base 41 to 712 and encodes 223 amino acids. The transcript has 3 exons. NCBI's taxonomy places the organism in Eukaryota, Fungi, Mucoromycota, Mucoromycetes, Mucorales, Choanephoraceae.